AUCCGCCUCCGUUUUCAAACUUCAAUCAUCCUCUCCCUCCUCUGCAAUCUGAGCAUUCCAAGAACUGCAUUCAUGGAAACCAAAGCAGGGGUUGAUCUUUGGUCGAAAAUCAUAGCUUCCGAGGAACAAGAGGGGGCACACAAAACCCAGAAUCAAAGUCAUCAAUCAGAGGAGAAAACCUCAAAACAACCCACCAAGAUGCAGUCUUGAUGCAGGUGGAUCUUAGUGACCUGAAUCGGGUGAGUUUAGCAGGUGUCAUCAAGUAGGUUUACGUGCUCCUUCCAGGUAAUUUUACUACAUACUUCCGGGUUUAUUAUCAAAUUUCAAUAUUCUUAGAGUAAAUGUUACACUUCAAAUUUCAAUGGGUUGCUUUAAAAGUGUUCACUUUCUUUGUUAGCAUCUGAGUACAAGUGCUUAUGAUCGGCAGAUAUUCAUGUAAAAUUGACGACUUUUCUUUCAAGUGCGAUCAAAUUAUGUUCUUUCACUGUUUACUUCAAGGAAUGUUUCCCGUGGUUGCCAAUAAGGGUUGAUGAUAGCUUUGAUCUGCUAAUGCCAUUGAAAUUUUCUCCUGCUUGACUAGUUUAUGGUGUGAAGAAUCAGGCUCAAAAAAAGUUGGCAAAAGGAAAGGGAAAACCACCACUUCAUAAAGUAUUCUCUGUUACUCAGUUCUUUAUAAAUAGUCUGCCCUUAACCUUGAUUCCAUAUAGCAUUUGUGUUCCUUACCUUGAGUUAUAUGCUUAUUACUCCAUGACAUGUGAUUGUCAAUAUUGUUGUUUAAGGUCCUCCCUGGUAUUAGAUAGCUAUAUUGACUUCUAUAAAUGCUAUAAAUGUAUCUUUUUACUUUUACGGGGAAGGUUGCAGACCCUCCAAGCUUUAAGAAGGAGAGAGAAUUCUUUCAAGAAGUUGAUGCCUUUCGAGUUUUUUGGGGAGAGCCCAUCAGCCAUCCUGAAAGAAUUGGUUGCGGAGGCUGCAUUCGCCCAAACUCUUAACAGUUUAUAGGGAAUUUGGGCAUGGUGUUUCUAAUGCUUGCACAAUGUUUAUAGAAACAUGAAAGUAUUCCACGUAGAAGUUCCUGUUCUAUUUGUUCACCUUUUUUUUUCUUUUUUUCUUUUUUUUUUUUUUUGGGUUUUGGAAACAAUGCGUUGCAUACUUCAAUUCACAAACACUCUUCAUUCUUAGUUGGCUUGCCAGGAUUAUUUUGCUGGGUAAUUGUGCUUCAUUUUGUGGGAAACAAGGCAUGCAUCUUUCUGCAGUUUGGUUGGCACACGACAAUCACUUCUAUCUGAGCUAAAAGUUUGCCUUUCCUAAAGAGAGAUAGACUAAUGACAUAUUUUAUGGAUUUAAGUAGGGCUUCAUCAAUCUCAAUUUUCAUUGAUGCUGAUUAGGGGAACAUCUAUUUGUCACAGGGAAGUAUACUUCUGAAUAGAAAUGACAAUUGUACCAUGAAGUUUAUUUAUUUUUUUAAAUCAUUGAUGCUGAACCUUGUUGGUUUUUGUUGUUUUACAGUGUCUGCCAAAUAAAUGUAAUAUAGUUGCUGAAUUUGGUUGACAUACGACUUCUACUCCUGAAGAAAACCUUUGUUAGCGAUUUUCUUCCCUUGAAUGAGGAAAACCAUUGAAAUUUUUUCUUUCUUUCUUUUUUUGGGUUUUGGAGUUAAUAUGACAUACCACAUGUUCUGAAAUAUGCUUUCAAUGCGAAAAGGUGUCGACAGCAAGCGUGGCAUAUCUUCUUCUGCACUUACAAUUAAAAGCUAGUGCAUUUACUUUCUAGAAAGGUAAGAAACAUCCUGAAAGUCA
Rubroshorea leprosula is the source of this 1796-nucleotide messenger RNA. The record is from the annotation of a GenBank genome assembly. Lineage: Eukaryota; Viridiplantae; Streptophyta; Magnoliopsida; Malvales; Dipterocarpaceae.